Candidula unifasciata is the source of this 1789-nucleotide messenger RNA. The record is from the annotation of a GenBank genome assembly. NCBI's taxonomy places the organism in Eukaryota, Metazoa, Mollusca, Gastropoda, Stylommatophora, Geomitridae.
AUGAUCGAGACCAGCGAAAUUCUGGAUCUGAGCGACGAAGAGUUCUCCGACCGGUCUAGCGAUGGGCAGCAGUAUCAGCAUCAUCAACUUGAUGUGGUUGUCAGAUCGCCGGGGCGUCCCCAAAACCAUCAGCUACAGCAGCAGUCCGGAACACCCCCGACCCCCGGCGCCUUUUCUCGAGUUGCUCUUCAUGAUGCUGAACUCAUAGAAAUGACUUUCAAGGAAGAACCCAAUGCUAACUCCUUGCUGGACUCUGAAUACAAGGAUGUCAAACUUGGAUUUGAGGAGCCCUGUCCUGUGUGUGGUGAUAAGGUUUCUGGGUAUCAUUAUGGCCUUCUUACCUGUGAAAGUUGUAAAGGGUUUUUCAAGCGCACAGUUCAGAACCAGAAAGUCUACUCUUGUGUAGAUAAUAGGAAUUGCCAGAUAGACAAAAGUCAGCGGAAACGAUGUCCUUACUGCCGGUUCCAGAAAUGUCUCAGUGUUGGCAUGAAGUUAGAAGCGGUAAGAUCGGAUCGCAUGCGGGGUGGCCGCAACAAAUUUGGACCCAUGUACAAAAGAGACAGGGCCCUAAAGCAACAAGCAGCGAGGCAGGCUCAGGUCAUGCAUGGUUCCUGUGCUGAUCUAUCACUACUGACCAAUGGUUUAAUGACCGGGGGCAUCCCAGAGUCUCCUGAAGACAUCAAGCCAGAUCCUGUGAUGCUUCAAGCUAGUCUCAACUUGUAUACAGGUGCCAUUUCUGCAACUACCUCAAACGUUGUCUCUGGGAUGAUCCCUGGCUUGCCGGGUUUGUCUGUGACAGCGGUGGCUCCAUCCUCUUCAAACAGUGUCCCUGUGCCUGCAGGCAGCUCUCCUCCUCCUCCUCCUUCUUCAGCAUAUCCUCAUCAUAUGUUACACACAGGCCACCAGCUGUCUCACCAGAACUUGUUACCGGUAUCCUCCUCUCCUCAGGGCUUUGGUCACAUCUCAGCCCUGAUUGUGUCACAACCUCAGAGCCCAAAGACCCACUACACACAGCAUCACCACAUGGGUGGCAGCCAGCACCACGUACCACAACACCACACAGGAAAUGGACCCUUAGACUGCGACAACACCAACCUCAAUUGCUACCAGUACCGCCAGGUGCCAUCACAUACUCAAGCCUUAUCUGAUUACCACAUGUCCCAUCACCGUGGCCACAACAACAACAAUAGCAGCAGCAGCGGCCUUGGUGGGCAUGAACCAAGCUACUCCGUAACAUCUCAAGCACACCCCAAGAUCAUUGACAGUCUGAAGAGUUUUCAGGAUCCGCUAGUUUCCAACAUGUCAGAACGUUCUUUGCUGUCACCACUAAUUGCUGAAAUUAAAGCAACCAUGGUAGAUGAAUCCGAGGUGAAGCAGAAGAUGCUGACAUUUAUGCAGAACGAGCUUUCACACAGUGACCUCAAUUUCUCCACGGAAAGCUUUCUGCCUGUGUUGUGUCGGAUGGUUGACCAGCUGUUGUUCUUGAUGGUUGAAUGGGCACGUAACUCCUCAUUCUUCAAGGAAAUUCGGGUUGAUGAUCAGAUGAAGCUGCUGCACAGUUGUUGGAGUGAGAUUCUUAUCCUGGACUUUAUCUACCGGCAGAUCCAUCAUGUGUGGGGCAAGGAGCUUCUGGUGCCCAGUGGUGAUAUUAUAGGGUAUGAGCUCUUUGAUAAGCUGGGCCUGGAAGACGUGAAAGCCAAGGUAUUUGAGCUUAUCAAGAAGGGAAGAGAGCUGAAGGUUGACUACCACGAGUAUAUGUGCCUUAAGUUUUUGAUCCUCUUAAACCCAG